CAGAUUCCUGUCACUUCUCCGAAUCCUUCGCUCGUGGCCAUGGCCCUGCCGCCUUUCUUCGCCCCGGGUCGCCCGGGCCCGCCUCCCUCGCAGCCGCUGCCUCCCGCUCCCUUUGGCUGUCCGCCACCGCCGCUGCCCUCCCCGGCUUUCCCGCCGCCUCUUCCCCAGCGGCCCGGUCCCUUUCCGGGGGCCUCCGCCCCCUUCCUCCAGCCCCCGCUGGCUCUGCAGUCCCGGGCUCCUGGGGAAGCCUCCCGCGGCGGCGGUGGCGCCUUCUACCCGGUGCCGCCACCGCCGCUGCCUCCGCCGCCUCCUCAAUGCCGGCCCUUCCCGGGGAUCGACGCCGGCGAGCGCCCGCGGCCGCCGCCUCCAGGCCCGGGGCCACCCUGGAGCCCGCGCUGGCCUGACGCGCCGCCGCCCGACGUGCUUGGGGACGCGGCCCUGCAGCGCCUGCGCGACCGGCAGUGGCUAGAGGCGGUGUUCGGAACCCCGCGGCGAGCGGGCUGCCCGGCGCCCCCGCGUGCGCCUGUCGGGCCCAGCCUGGGCGAAGUGCGCGCGCGGUUGCGCGGGGCUCUGCGCCUAGUGAGGCGGCUGCGCGACCUGGGCCAGGCCCUGCGCGAGGCCGAGGCGGACGGCGCGGCUUGGGCACUGCUGCACGCCCAGGCGGCUCCCCUGCGCGCCGAACUGGCUGAGCGACUACAGUUGCUAACCCAGGCCGCCUACGUGGGCGAGGCACGGCGGAGGCUGGAGAGGGUCCGGCGCCGCCGGCUGAGGCUUCGCGAGAGGGCCCGGGAACGCGAGGCUGAGAGGGAGGCGGAGGUCGCGCGAGCUGCGGAGCGUGAGCAGGAGAUUGACCGCUGGAGGGUCAAGUGUGUGCAGGAGGUGGAGGAGAAGAAGCGGGAGCAGGAACUUAAAGCUGCUGCUGAUGGUGUCUUAUCUGAAGUGAGGAAAAAACAAGCAGACACCAAAAGAAUGGUGGACAUUCUUCGGGCCUUGGAGAAAUUGAGGAAACUCAGGAAAGAGGCUGCGGCAAGGAAAGGGGUCUGUCCUCCAGCCUCAGCAGAUGAGACUUUUGAGCACCAUCUUCAGCGACUGAGAAAACUCAUUAAAAAACGCUCUGAACUAUAUGAAGCUGAAGAGAGAGCCCUCAGAGUUAUGUUGGAAGGAGAACAAGAGGAAGAGAGGAAAAGAGAACUAGAAAAGAAACAGAGGAAAGAAAAAGAGAAAUUUUUACUACAGAAGCGGGAAAUUGAGUCCAAGUUAUUUGGGGAUUCAGAUGAGUUCCCACUUGCUCACCUCCUACAGCCUUUCCGACAGUAUUACCUCCAAGCUGAGCACUCUCUGCCAGCUCUCAUCCAAAUAAGGCAUGAUUGGGAUCAGUUCCUGGUGCCAUCUGAUCAUCCUAAAGGCAACUCCAUUCCCCAAGGAUGGGUCCUUCCCCCGCUCCCCAGCAACGACAUCUGGGCAACCGCCAUUAAGCUGCAGUAGUAAAGACGCUCCAGGAGUGUGGACCAGGCAACGCUCUUUCCAGCUCUAAAUAUUUGUGAUGCUGCCAUCUUCUUGUGCUGUAGACUAAACAACAACCUGUAAACUCCACAUGGCAUAGUCCUUCCCAGAAGUUAUAUUUUCCUUCUGUGCUCUGUCCUGGCCAGAGGUGCUUCUUGAAUCAAGAGAUUAAUAUGGUUCUUGAGGAAAGGACAUAGGUGAAUUGGUGAUGUUACCACAUGCCUUGGUUCACUGAAUUUGCCUCUGUUUUGAGGGGCUUGGUCCAGAGUGACUGGUUAAUAUACUCAACUUUCUUGUGUGGUGAUUGGUAAGUGCAUGCCAUACACUCGACACAGGUGUGCACUGGGUAGUUUAGCAGCUCUUCCCCCAGUACUGAGUGUGAAGGCAAGCUUGAUGCAAAAUCUUCUUAUCCUUCCUACCCAUACUGCCCUCUAACUUCCAGGAAGAAGUUAGGUAAAAACUUCUUUACCCGAGAAAGGUAAAAAAUGCUUUAUCUCUGGUUUUGUGAAACCCACUUGGGGUGCAGUUUGAGAGGCUGCAGGCUGCAGGCUGGGCUGGCAGUAGAGCUGGUGGCUUAGUCGGGUAGUCAUAGGGAGAAAUUGGAACACCUGAAGAGUACCUGUACCCAGACUGGAUUGUGUUUGAAUGGUGCUGGCUACAUUUCCCCCAUAUUAGAAGGAUCUUAAUGAAAGGAACUGCUUUUUAAGUUCCUAGAGUCUAGUUGUUCUGAAACCCCCAGGAUAGAAAUUUAUUUCCCUAUGGGAGUAGGACCUUAACCUUAAUUUGCACUCAGUAGGGGCCGAUAUAGCUAUCAAAUUUUCCUAAGAACUCAAGCUCCAAAAAUUUCCAUGUAGUUAAAGCUGGGGGAAAAGCAGAUAAAAAUAAUAAAAUUUAUUUUUUUAUAUUCAUUAAUAAAUGCUCUUGU
This is a messenger RNA of Molossus molossus (Pallas's mastiff bat), 2428 nucleotides long. It is a transcript of the gene PDCD7, whose product is annotated as programmed cell death 7. The transcript is spliced from 5 exons. Bases 40 to 1485 code for a protein of 481 amino acids. The record is from RefSeq and is a predicted model, not a curated record. NCBI's taxonomy places the organism in Eukaryota, Metazoa, Chordata, Mammalia, Chiroptera, Molossidae.